This is a messenger RNA of Thlaspi arvense, 1599 nucleotides long. The record is from the annotation of a GenBank genome assembly. Lineage: Eukaryota; Viridiplantae; Streptophyta; Magnoliopsida; Brassicales; Brassicaceae.
AUGCAUUCAUCUCUGCAGUAUAAUCCAAGCUCUCGUCUUUAUGUAAACCCAUGUAAAUCAAAGGCAACCCAGUAUCGAAUCUUCAGUUUCCCCCAAUUUUCUCCGAGAAAUUCCGCAGAUAUCGCCAACAAGUCUCUGAGAACUUCCAUUGAUUUCGAGCAAGAAGGAGUUUCGAAAGAGGAACUACUCGCCGUGCCCAGUAACGCAGCUCGUCGUCUUCCGAUUGUAAUCAAAAGGUCUGGCAGAGUUUCUAGAUACUUACUCAAAGGAGGUUCCUUGGAGUUGGUCGAUGAAGAUGAUGAUGAUGAUGAUGAUACGGCGCCGUUUUCAGCCCUUGGCCUCGACGACGGCUUCUCGAAACUGAUAAGACUUUCAUCUUCCGCUGCAAAAGACUUCUUCAUACCGAAGCAAGUCAGUGAAAAUUAUAUAAGCUAUGUGAAAUGGAAGUUCUUGCACAGAGUUUUCAGCUCUGCUCUACAGGUUCUUGCCACUCAGGCGAUGUUUCGAGCCAUAGGUAUUGGACAGUCUCGGUCACUUGCUUCAUCCGCUGCUUUCAAUUGGAUACUGAAAGAUGGGCUUGGACGGUUAAGUAGAUGUAUAUACACUGCAAGUCUUGCUUCUGCUUUUGACACUAAUUUGAAGAGAGUUAGGUUCUCGACGUCUGUACUCUUCAGUCUGAGCAUUGGAGUUGAGUUAAUGACUCCACUAUUCCCACAGUACUUCCUUCUGCUAGCUUCCAUUGCCAACAUCGCUAAACAGAUUAGCCUGUCGUGUUACUUAGCAACCAGUUCAGCUGUACAUCGAAGCUUUGCUGUAGCAGAUAACCUCGGUGAAGUCUCUGCAAAGGCACAGAUUCAAACAGUGUGUUUUGAUAACCUUGGUCUCCUACUCGCUGUUCUUCUUAAUAUGCUGUUCCAAAACAACCAAAGACUUCAGGCAAGUCUACCUUUUGUUCUUUAUCCGAUUUUCACCACGAUGGAUCUCCUCGGCAUUUAUCAAGGGCUCAAGCAUAUCAAUCUUCAAACUUUAACCAAGGAUAGGCUUGAGAUCAUUCUGGAAACAUGGAUUGAAUCCAGGCGAGUACCUUCACCUGCUGAUGUGAGCGAAGAGGAAGGAAUUGAUCUUUUAGGAAGCAAAGAUAGCAAAAGGGUUUGGCCCAUCAGAAUCGGGUGCUUAGAUCCAAAGGCUCAGAUUCCGACACUAUCACUAUUGGCGAUGCAAUCGCUGUGCAAUGAUGAUGGUUACUUCAUAACCAUGGAAGUUUCAUCUCAAGGUUUCAGAAGAAGACCAAAACCGGGGAUCGUUAUUUGUCUGCGUGAAGGAGCCAACAGUGUAGACGUUAUCACGAGUUUGUUACAGACAUGUUACAUACGUAAAGCCUUUGGAACCAAGAGGAAGGACAUAUCAGUUUCCGACUUGCCGCUACAAGAUUGGUCUUUACUUGCAGAGGGGAGCAAGCGAGCUGCUCGAGAUGAUUUUAUGGAACUGAACAAACAGAUGCAAGAACAAGGUUGGAUUGUGAAGAACGUCUUGUUGAGUGCAGUAGAGCAAGUUCGAUACAUUUUCGAUAGUAUAAACCAAUCAUCACUCAAAUUGUAA